AUUUGUAUGUGAAUUUUUUUUUUGAAAAGUUUUGUUUUUUUUUGUCAAAUGUUGUUAGUAACCGUCAUGGCAACCUUUCCUGGUUGCUAUUGUGGAUAUUUAUUUGUCAUAAUAAUAAAAAAAAUUCAAAAACAAACCACAACAUUCAAUUUUUGAUGUUAUUCAAUCAAUUUAAAUUGUUUUCUAAAAAAAAUGAAAUCAAAUCUAUUGUGGCAAUAUCAGUUAAAAGAUAAAGAUAAUCAACCACUAUGCAUCUAUGAUUUAGCCAUUUCACCGGAUGGAAAUUUAUUAUUGGCUGUAGCUGAUCAAAAAAUCUAUGUUUAUGAUAUUUUAAAAAAAUCAUUGAUAGAAUCAUUGAAAGGUCAUAAAGAUAAUGUUUAUUGUAUAUGCUAUGCACAUGAUGGUAAACGUUUUGCAACCGGAUCAGCUGAUAAACAAGUGAUUAUAUGGACAUCGAAAAUGGAAGGCAUUCUUAAAUAUUCACAUAAUGAUUCGGUUCGAUGUGUACAAUAUAAUCCAACAUCAUAUCAAUUAUUAAGUUGUACAUCAUCAGAUUUUGGUCUUUGGUCACCGGAACAGAAAAAUGUUACGAAAAUUAAAGUAACAAGUCCAAUCAAUUGUUGCUGUUGGAAUGAAGAUGGUAUCAUAUUUGCACUUGGAUUCAAUUCCGGUCACAUUUCGAUCAGAUUCAAAAAUGGUGAUGAAAAAAUGAAAAUUGAACGUAAAAAUGCCAUCUGGGGUGUACUGUUUUUCAAAACAAAUGAUGAAAAAAUGGAAGAUAGAUUAUCAGUAGUGGAUUGGUCAACCAAAAGCAUUUCCAUAUAUGAUGUGGAUGGCAAUCAGAAUGUUCAGGAACGAAACAUUGGUUAUGAUCCACUAUUCAUAUCAUCAUUAUUGGGAAAUGAAUUUUUUCUUAUCGGUGGCACAAAUAAACAGGUGAUCGUUUAUACGGUCGAAGGAAUCGCUCUCGAUACAAUUACCACAAAAGAAUCGUGGAUAUGGUGCUGUAAAGCUCAUGGAAAUCGAAUGGCAAUCGGCUGUCAAGAUGGUACUCUAUCAAUGUAUCAAAUAUCAACAAUGACCGUACAAUGUUUACAUGAACAACUUUAUGCAUAUCGUCAUUCAUCAAUGACGGAUGUUCUAGUCCAUCAAUUGAAUACGAAUGAAAAAACACUUAUCAAAUGUAGAGAUUUGGUGAAAAAGAUUGCUAUUUAUAAGACAUUAUUGGCUAUUCAACUAGCAAAACGUAUAGUUCUUUAUGAAUGCAACAAUGAAGGAAAACUAAAUUAUCGUAUCAAAGAGAAAAUCAAUACAGAAACGAUCAAUGAUUGUACAAUGAUCAGGUUAUGUUCAUCGAAUCUGAUUAUCGUUCGCGAUGAGAAUGUAAUACAAUCAUUAAAUUUCAACGGAAAAUUGGAAAAAGAAUGGAAUUUUAAAUCAUCCAUUAAAUAUCUGAAAACAAUCGGUGGUGUACCUGCCAAAGAAUCAUUAUUGAUCGGUCUUAAAGAUGGACAAGUAUUGAUGAUUUUCAUAUCGAAUAUUAUACCGGUUGAGCUGAUUAAAAUUGGUAAUCCGAUUCAAUAUAUUGAUAUCAGCAUAAAACGACAAAAAGUUGCCAUCAUUGAUGAUAAAAAUAAUUGUUUGGUGUAUGAUUUACGUAACAAACAACUUAUAUUUGAGGAACCAAGCGUAAAAAGUGUUGUUUGGAAUAGCCGUUUCGAUGAUUUGCUUUGUUUUGCUGGAUCUGGAUUUGUAGCAAUUAAAAUGGCAAAUAUUCCUAUGCAAACAAUCGAGUUUUCCGAUCAGGCAAAUGUAAUUGGAUAUUCGGGCAAUAAAAUCUAUCUACAAUACAAUGAUAUGAAAAUUAUUUGCCAUGAAAUUGCCUAUUCCAGGAUAUUAUUGCAUUAUAUUCAGCUGAAUAAAUUCACUGAAGCAUACCGAAUAGCAUGUUUGAAUGUGACAUAUGAAGAUUGGCAAAUGUUAACAAAUCAGGCUAUGAAUAAAUGUGAAUUUUCAAUUGCACGAAAAUGUUUCCAACGAAACAAUGAUUGGCCAUAUAAUGAAUUGUUGUAUUCGUAUUUUCAACAAACGGAUUCGAUAUCGAAUGAGAAUCGAAAACAAUUAUUAUUGGCUAAAUAUCUAGCAUAUAAAGGACUGUUUGCUGAAUCGGCAAAAUUAUAUAAAAAGAUCAAUGCACUACAUUUAGCAUGGGAAAUGUUUACCGAUCUUCAAAUGUAUGAUCAGGCUAAAGAAUAUGAAAAUCAUCAAAAUCAACAGGUUUCGUCAUUAUCAGUAGCAACAGCGGACAAUUUCACCAAUCAACAACAACAACAACAAAGACGACAACAAUCCAGUAACAACAAUGCUUUCAAUGAUUUACAAACAUUGAGUAAAGUUUGCAUUGCAAAAGGUGAUUAUGAAAAAGCAUUUGAAAUAAUUUCAAAAAGUGAUGCCAACAGUAUCGUAUCAUUUGCCGAACAAAUUGAUAAAGGUGAAAUUAAAUUAUUAAAUUUAAUUGCCGAAAGUUUUCUAAACAAACAAGAUUAUGUGAAUGCCAUACAAAUUUAUCGUAAGAUUGGUGAUUUCAAAAGUUUAGCACUUACCUAUAUACACAAUAAUCAAUGGGAAGAAGCAUUGAAAAUUUGUAACGAUAUACCAUUAAUGAAACAAGAAAUUUAUUUUCCAUAUGCAAUGUGGUUGGCUGAAAAUGAUCGAUUUGCUGAAGCACAAAAAGCAUUCUAUGAAUCAGGAAAAUAUCAGGAAUCCAAACAAGUAUUGGAACGUUUAUUGAAAAAUUCAAUAAUUGAAAAUCGUUUCAAUGAUGCAAGUUAUUAUUCAUGGCUUUUGGCCAAUCAUUGUAAUCAGAUUUACAAUGACCAACAAAAUGAUGAUGAACAACAAAACAACAACAACAAUAACAAUAACAACAACAAGAAGAAAAUCGAAAUGAAUGAUUGGCAAAAAUUACAUGAACAAGCCGAAAUCUAUCAUGCAUAUCAAUAUAUUUACAAAUAUAUCGAAGAACCAUUCACAUCGGUUUAUGCUGAAAUCCUUUUCAAUUCGGCUUUAUUUCUAUUCCAAUACAUAGAUGGAGAUCUAUUACCACAAGCUGUUUCAAUGCCGUACAUUCUAUUUGCAUUGGCUAAAUUGGGCAAAACAUUGGGCCAUUAUAAAUUGGUUAGAAUUGCAUAUAAAAAAUUGAAUAAUCUUCGAUUACCGGAUAAACUAUCGGAAUCGAUUCAAAUCGGUAGCAUUGAAAUUCGUACAAAACCAUUCGUUGAUGCAGAAGAAUUGUCACUAUUCUGUUAUCGUUGUUCAUCACAAUAUUCAUUGAUUAAUGGCAAAUUGAAUCGUUGUGUCAAUUGUGAUCAUAGAUUUAUACAUUCAUUCUAUUCAUUCGAUAUCUUACCGUUAGUUGAAUUUGAAAUCAAUAUUUCGGAUGAAAAUUUCCAGAAAAUAUUGGAUUCAAAUAGUGAUGAUAAUGAUGAUGGUGGUGAUAAAAAAUCAUCAUUCGGCCAACGACAAUCACCACGAGAACGACGACGACGACGAACAUCAUUGGUAAACGAUUCUGAAGUGUUCACCAAUGAUUUAUUAUUGAAUGAAAAAACUGAAUCUGAACAACUGACGAUUAAUUUUGGCGAUGAAAUCAAUCCCGAAACAAAUGUGGCCAUUUUGAAUGAAAAAUAUCUUGAUCAAUUGAAUCAUUCAAAUGUCAUCAUUGUACAGGAUAAUGUUUCAGAUCGAAAUCAUUAUUAUUUGAAUAUGAUGCCCGAAAUUGGAAUCGUUGCUUGUCCAUUCUGUCAUAAGGUUUGUUUAUAUCAAUCUUUUAUAUCAAACUUUAACAAUAUAAAUUUUCCCAUAGUUUUUCUACAAUGAUGAAUAUGAAUUUCAAAUUCUAAAAAAUGGAAAUUGUCUCUU
This is a messenger RNA of Dermatophagoides farinae (American house dust mite), 3921 nucleotides long. NCBI's taxonomy places the organism in Eukaryota, Metazoa, Arthropoda, Arachnida, Sarcoptiformes, Pyroglyphidae. The record is from RefSeq and is a predicted model, not a curated record.